AUGGUAUAUCCCCCGGACCCUUCCCUACUGAGCAUACUACUAACUAUUACCCUUCAGAAUAAAGACUCCUCCUUCACCUUUGUUCAUAUGCACCGCUCACGCGACGCAGACCUCUUCGAGGACUUUUGCAAAGACAGACUCCCCGAUGACGAGAUAUACGUCCCUCCUAUGCAUCAGCCCAUCAACCCAGAAGACGAAGACGAUGUUGUUCCCGAUCAGCACGCUGCCUUUGGUAUCCAGCGAGCUACGCAAAAGUCCAAGGAGCCAGCCUGGAAGGAUCUGGGUCUCUCGGAGCUGAUGAACAAGGGACCCAGUAUUGGAACAGGUGGGAAACCAAAGGGUGCUGGAAGUACUCUUCCUCGAUAG
This is a messenger RNA of Fusarium pseudograminearum CS3096, 366 nucleotides long. RefSeq lists its product as uncharacterized. Gene Ontology annotation, cellular component: anaphase-promoting complex. The transcript has a single exon. The record is from RefSeq and is a predicted model, not a curated record. Lineage: Eukaryota; Fungi; Ascomycota; Sordariomycetes; Hypocreales; Nectriaceae. The coding region runs from base 1 to 366 and encodes 121 amino acids. Gene Ontology annotation, biological process: positive regulation of mitotic metaphase/anaphase transition.